AUGUUUGUUUUUAGAGUUCUUCAGAAACUGUCUACGCUGAUUAUGGUCGUAGUGGUGGUGGCUGCAUGCUACUUUGCAAAGCCAUACUCGGUGUUCAGUAUCCAUCCUGUAGCCAUGAUCUGCUUUUUGGCUCUGGGUUCUGAGGCUCUACUUGCUUUCCAGUCCUUCAAGUUGCGCAAAAAGGAUCAUGGAAAAAAGCGACUUCCUAUGAUGAAGCAGAUUGAUACUCACAGAGGCGCUGCCAUUAUUUCUGUAUUCAUGCUACUAAUUGGCUUUGGUGCCAUCUACUCUGCAAAGAACUACAAGCACAAACCUCACUUUGAAAGUGAUCAUGCAUUUUAUGGUGGCAUUCUUGUUGCAUGGGCUGUUUCCCAACUGAUCUUUGGAGGCCUUGCAUUCAAUCUCAAAUUUCCUCGUAUCAUGCACAAGGCACACGGACUAUCAGGUGUCAUACUUCUCAUGACUGCCACGGCUUUCACUGCCUACACUCAGAUUGGCAAGCCUACUAGCUGGUUUGCAUCUGCUUCAAAUGGUAUUCCAUUUUCAUAUAUAGUUCCCUUUCGUUUAAUUGCUGUCGGUGCUCUUAUCUCUACUUGUGCACUAAUGGGCUUGAAUUACUUGCUGAAUCGUCGCGGACGAGCUUAA
Batrachochytrium dendrobatidis JAM81 is the source of this 645-nucleotide messenger RNA. RefSeq lists its product as uncharacterized. NCBI's taxonomy places the organism in Eukaryota, Fungi, Chytridiomycota, Chytridiomycetes, Rhizophydiales. The transcript has 2 exons. Gene Ontology annotation, molecular function: transmembrane monodehydroascorbate reductase activity; heme binding. The record is from RefSeq and is a predicted model, not a curated record. The coding region runs from base 1 to 645 and encodes 214 amino acids.